CCACAUGUGUCAUCUGUCAUACAAUAACAUCUCUAUCAGUGGCACAUGUGAAUUAAAUUUUGUUAAAUCUAAAUUUUUCUUACGCGCCAUGGCUAAGAAAUACUGCAAAUACACCAAGGAACAGCUACAAGAAUAUUGCAACGAUGAAAGCUAUUGCGUUAAAUGUGUUGACAGUGCCAUGCACAUCAGUCUCCCACCGUGGGGCCUAAAGAAAUUCGACGAAAGUGUUCGGAGUAUUGUAUCCGAGGAAAAGCUGAAUCGCUUCGAUUCAAAACUGAAUGGAAUCGUACUCGACAUUCAAAGUAUCAAAGUGGUCGGCGAACAGUAUGCCGUCCGAAAUGACAGUUCAGCGUUGCAUGUCAGUUUGAAGGUGAAAUUUUAUGUGUUCCAACCGCGCAUCGGGGCAGUGUUGAUCGGUGUUGUGAAACAUGUUGCACUGCAUCACAUUAGUGUGACGAUACAUCGGUUCUUCAAUGUGGUGGUUCCGAUUGAACAGAAGAACAGUGCCUUGAAAACCAACACGUCUGUGAUGAUCAAACUGACAAAGUUCGAUCUGGAUGAUUCGAUUCCUUAUUUCGAGGGUAAAUUGGAGGAAAUUCUGUGGCAGGACCAGAAGGAAGAGAAUUCAAUGGACAGCGGAGUGGGUACGACGGAUUCAACAAAUAUUCGACUGAAACGAGAACAGAACACCACCAAUGGGCAAACAGAAAGUGAUAGCGAUAGCGACACCUCCGAGCACUCAGUACCUGCGGUCAAACGAGAGGUGAAGCGAAACAACAGCAACGGAACAGUGGUCAAAGUGAAACAAGAGCCGGUGUCGAGCAGUGAAUCGUCAUCUUCAGACUCCGAAAAUUCCUCAAAAGCUUUGAAUUCAUCGCCAUACCUGCAAGUAAAACUGAAGAAUGAGAAGAACUCCAGUUCGUCCAGUGAUGACUCGUCGUCAGACAGUAACAAAUCGAAGCACAACAAACAAUCAACUGUUCCAGCGCAACAGAAUGGCAAGAGAAAACAUGAAAGUGGAAGCAGCAUAAUUGGCAGAUCAUUACAGAAAAUGAGCAAGAUCCGCACCAACGAUCCGGACUCAUCGUCAUCGUCCGACAGUGAAAUUGAUUCCAAGAAGAAAUUGACGAACAUUUCGAUGAAUGAAUCGACAUUUCCAUCUCCGGGACUGUCGUCGACGAGAAUAACGUCAAAAACAAGCGGCGACAGCAAGUCCAAAAGUAAAGUGACCGGAACGAAUGACUUUUUGAAGAAAAUGAUGAGCCGAUUUGAUAAAUGAAAAUAGAAUUGUUACAUAAGUGAAACGUGA
Bradysia coprophila is the source of this 1309-nucleotide messenger RNA. RefSeq names its product RNA polymerase I subunit F (gene Polr1F). The record is from RefSeq and is a predicted model, not a curated record. Gene Ontology annotation, cellular component: RNA polymerase I complex. NCBI's taxonomy places the organism in Eukaryota, Metazoa, Arthropoda, Insecta, Diptera, Sciaridae. Gene Ontology annotation, biological process: DNA-templated transcription initiation; transcription elongation by RNA polymerase I.